Messenger RNA from Triticum urartu, 1518 nucleotides. RefSeq lists its product as uncharacterized. NCBI's taxonomy places the organism in Eukaryota, Viridiplantae, Streptophyta, Magnoliopsida, Poales, Poaceae. The record is from RefSeq and is a predicted model, not a curated record.
CCGCCCCGCCGCCGCCCCAAGCAUCCAAGCACGCUGCGCAACCGCGAGCUAGCGAGGGUUGUAUUUGGGAUGGACACCAAACGUGGGAGGAGCCGCAGUCCAGUGGAAAUCAAGGAUGGCCACUCUAAGGGGAGUGAGAAUGGAAGGAAAGACAACUCAGCUCUACAGAAUGACUCUAACCAUGCCAGACCAGGCAGAGGUCAUGAAUUUGGUAGGCAUUCUGAUAGGCAUUCCUAUGGAGCACCUCGUGAAUCCAGGAGGCAUGAUGAUUAUAGGAGGUAUCAUAAUAAGCGAGCUGAUGAUAAUGACAGGAGCCAUUCUAGAACUUCUCGGUCAGAUCGGGAAUCAAGGGCUGACACUUACUAUUAUCCUUCAAAGCGUGAUGACACAUCUGAUAGAUCACAUGGUGAUUGGAGAAAUGUUGGCAGCAAGUAUGGCGGCAAAUCUGUCAAGGGAGAGCAGAGGACUAAGAAUCAGGAAAAACAUGGGCCCCCACGUGAAUACCCUAGACAUGAUGGCACAGAGUAUGACAAAGAUGCUGAUUUAAGAAAGGAAACCAACUCUACCAGAAGGCAUCCAGAAGAAAAGGAAAAUAAAAACAAGGAGAAGUUCAAGCAGGAGGAUGCUCUAAAGAAGAGAAGCGGCAAGGAAAUUGAGAAAAGCAGCUGUGCAGCAGAACCUGAGCUAGAAACUAGGGAGAAGAGAAGAAGCUUAUUCAGUUCUGUUGGUCCAGGUGUUGAAAAUGCACAGCACAUGGAAAUGGAUACCUCAGGAGGAAAUAAAGACGAAACCAUGAAUGAUCUGAACGCUGCAAAAGUUGUAGCAAUGAAAGCUGCUGAAUCAGUGAAGAAGAACAUUCUAGGAUUUGGGGUUGGAACCGGGCGGUUAUCCAUUGACCAGAAGAAAAAGCUGCUUUGGGGCAAUAAAAAGAGUAACCCUACAGAGACAAGCACUCACUGGGAUUCGAAUCUGUUUUCUGAUCGGGAACGCCAAGAGAAAUUCAACAAACUCAUGAGCCUGAGGGUGCCUUGGUGGCUAUGGCCUAUUGUAGGGUGUGAAGAGCAAUGCCUCUGCCUCGGUUCAAGAGAACAAGGCUGUCAACAAGGGGGAGGGUCCAGUGGAAGUCAAGAAACAGGAGGAGCUCGACACCGACCUGGAGAAACUCUACGUAGCAGGCCUGCGCCGGAGAGAUGGCCGGACUGUUGGCCUCGGCCUGUAGGGAACUCUGGAUGUGAGUGUGGCAGCACCCAAGAUCUGAAGUGCCUGUUAUGUAGUACACAGUUCAUUGGCUCUUUUAUCCUUGCAUGUGGAAAUUUGACUGUCAGUUUUGCAUUAAAAACUGUAGAAGUGGGUUGUUAUGAUCAUCUUGUGGCUCAUGAACAUCUAUUAUGUCUGAUUGACACUUCUAUAGUGUGCUGGCAUAACUUGUCGCCCUGGAGGACUUUUGCACUUGGAUUUGUGCUUUGCUUGCCCUUUGACCAUAAACACGACAGUGUGUACUAGAGCAUCUCCAACAGU